AUGUCACCAGAAAGAGAUUGGGUACCCCUUUAUGAUCGGAGACAGAUGCUAGAAAUGUCGUCGCCGACGUUUCAUCAGUUGUUGGAAGACGUCGGAGGUGUCCCCGGCGAUGAAUCUGAAACUCCAGUUCAUCAUGUUCUGACGAUGCAGCCGCAGAACUCUAUUCCGUUUGUACUGUCAUUUAGUAACCUCACAUACAGUGUGAGAGUUCGCCCGAGAGUUGCAUUUCCGGUGAUGUACGGGGGCCGGACAGAGGAAGCGCCGAUCACGAGGACGAAGAUGCUUUUGAAUGAUAUAUCAGGGGAGGCGCGUGACGGAGAGCUACUCGCGGUGCUCGGCGCGUCUGGUUCAGGGAAAUCGACUCUGAUUGAUGCGUUAGCGAAUCGAAUUGCGAAGGAGAGCUUGAAAGGGGAGGUGAAAUUGAACGGAGAACCAUUGCAUUCGAAGUUGCUGAAAGUGAUAUCGGCGUACGUAAUGCAAGAUGAUCUCCUUUAUCCGAUGCUUACAGUGGAAGAAACACUAAUGUUCUCAGCAGAGUUUCGGCUUCCACGGACUCUGUCGAAAUCGAAGAAGAAAGCUAGAGUUCAAGCUUUAAUCGAUCAAUUAGGACUCCGGAACGCUGCCAAAACUAUAAUCGGAGAUGAAGGCCACCGUGGAGUCUCUGGCGGUGAAAGACGGCGAGUUUCAAUCGGAAUUGAUAUCAUCCAUGACCCGAUCGUCUUAUUUCUCGAUGAACCUACCUCUGGUCUCGAUUCCACCAGUGCUUUCAUGGUGAUUAAAGUUCUCCAGCGAAUUGCACAGAGUGGAAGUAUUGUGAUAAUGUCAAUUCAUCAGCCAAGUCACCGAAUUGUCGGUUUACUUGAUCGAUUGAUUUUCUUAUCACGGGGACAAACUGUUUACAGUGGUUCGCCGUUGAAUUUGCCGCAUUUUUUUGCAGAUUUUGGUCAUCCAUUUCCGGAAAACGAGAACAGAACAGAGUUUGCGCUUGAUUUAAUCCGCGAACUCGAAGGCUCACCUGAUGGAACAAACACUUUAGUUGAAUUCAACAGAAGAUGGAAAAAUACUUAUCGGAAUUCUGCAAUGACGCCGGCGAGAUAUGAUUUUUCAUUAAAGGAAGCAAUAAGUGCAAGCAUUUCCAGGGGGAAAUUGGUUUCUGGUGCAACGAAUGAUACUGCUAAUAAUCCUACUGCUAUGGUUCCUAGUUUUGCAAAUCCAAUAUGGACCGAAAUGGCCGUGCUGUCAAAGCGAUCAUUCACAAACUCAUGGCGUAUGCCAGAGAUUUUCGCCGUCCGUUUUGGUGCAGUAAUGCUCACGGGUUUCAUCCUAGCGACGAUUUUCUGGCGUCUUGAUAAUUCCCCUAAAGGCAUACAGGAACGACUUGGGUUUGUUGCGUUUGCCGUGUCAACAACUUUCCACUCAUGCGCAGACGCGUUGCCCGUUUUCAUUCACGAGAGGUACAUUUUCAUGAGGGAAACGGCUUACAAUGCUUAUCGGAGAUCGUCUUAUUGCGUCUCUCACGCUUUGGUUUCGAUACCAGCGUUGAUAUUCCUCUCUAUAGCGUUCGCAGCCUUGACGUUCUGGGCUGUUGGCCUAGACGGUGGAGCUUCGGGCUUUUUGUUCUACAUUUGUAUCGUCUUGGCUUCGUUCUGGGCGGGUAAUUCAUUCGUUACGUUCCUCUCUGGCAUCGUUCCUAAUGUCAUGCUUGGAUUCAUAAUCGUCGUAGCAAUAUUUGCAUAUUACCUUCUCUUCAGCGGAUUCUAUGUGAACCGUGAUAGGAUCCAGUCUUAUUGGAUAUGGUUUCAUUACAUCUCCCUCGUGAAAUACCCAUAUGAAGCAGUGUUACUGAACGAAUUCAACAACCCUACGAAAUGCUUCGUUCGUGGGGUUCAAUUGUUCGAUAAUAGUCCUCUCGGGGAUUUGUCGAAUUCGAUGAAGGAGAACUUGUUGGGCAGUAUAAGCGAAACGUUGAAUACAGAAAUCACAAGUUCCACAUGUAUGACGACUGGUGCAGAUAUAUUGGUUCAGCAAGGGAUAACUCAACUGAACAAAUGGAAUUGCUUGUGGGUAACAAUUGCAUGGGGAUUUUUCUUUAGGAUUUUGUUUUAUUUCUGCUUGUUAUUUGGAAGUAAGAAUAAAAGAAUGUAAUAAUAAGCUAGAGAUAAAUAUCAUAAUAAUGUACUCUUAAGAUA
Molecule: messenger RNA, 2189 nt
Organism: Solanum dulcamara
Lineage: Eukaryota; Viridiplantae; Streptophyta; Magnoliopsida; Solanales; Solanaceae
Product: ABC transporter G family member 1-like
Exons: 1
Coding region: 1-2145 (714 amino acids)
Cellular component (GO): membrane
Molecular function (GO): ATP hydrolysis activity; ATP binding; ABC-type transporter activity
Source: RefSeq, a predicted model, not a curated record